Strongyloides ratti is the source of this 1161-nucleotide messenger RNA. RefSeq names its product Zona pellucida domain-containing protein. The record is from RefSeq and is a predicted model, not a curated record. The transcript has 3 exons. Bases 1 to 1161 code for a protein of 386 amino acids. NCBI's taxonomy places the organism in Eukaryota, Metazoa, Nematoda, Chromadorea, Rhabditida, Strongyloididae.
AUGUUUCUUAAAAUAUUUUUAAUAUUAUUAUUUUUAAUAUUAACUUGUAAUGCUAAUAGAUUAGUAGAUACUUCAGUCUCCUGUGAUCAGGAUAACUUUAUUUUUAAUGUUCAUUUUCAAAAAGUUUUUUAUGGUUUAAUUUACUCUGAAAAUGGCUAUCCAAAUUGUGUUUAUGUUAAUGGAACAAUUCAAUCCAAAGAUAUUUAUACAAUAAAAAUUCCCUUAAAAGGUUGUUCAUCAGUUAAAAAUAAUGAAGGUAACCUGGAAAAUUCUAUUAUAAUUCAGGAGAAUGCCAAAUUUCUUCAAAAAAGUGAUAAAAAAUAUUUAUUAACAUGUAUACCAACACAACCAAUUAAAGAGACAGAAAAUUUUAUAACUGUUAAUUUUGGUGGUGUAACAGUUGACUCCUCAAAUACUGCUCAAGAAGUUAUUAAAGCAAAUGUAUUAAAUAUCAAAGAUAAUAUUCCAUUAAAACCUCCAAAUGUUAAAUAUUCUGUACAAAUUUUAAAUGGACAUGACCUUAACGCAACGGCAUUGAGAGGUCCUUUAAAUAUUGGUGAUGAUAUAACAUAUCUUGUAAAACUGGAUGAGCCAUUAGUUGAUACACAAAUAGGAAGAUGUUGGGCUUCAGAUUCUAAAAGUGAAUUAGAAUUAUCUGAUAAAAAUGGUUGUACAUUACAAAAAGUUGGUAAUAUUUGGGGAGAUUUUGAAAGACUUCGCCAAGGAAAUGAUAUUAUAUUUGUCAAUAAAAUUAGAGCAUGGGCUUUUCCAACAAGUAAUGAAGUAAAUAUAUUUUGUAAUUUAAGAAUUUGUAUGAAUGGUCAAUGUAAAGAUAAAGAGUGUGAUAAAAAUAAAAAACAAAAAAAUGAUUUAAGAAGAAAAAGAAGGCAUCCGGAGAAAAGUUUUUCAGAGAUUGAGGAAAUUGAAACAGUAAGUGCUCAUAUUCGUAUAAAAAGACAUGAUUCAAAAAUGAAGACAUCUCAAUUAGUCUUGGCAACCACAAAUGGUAAUGAUAUAAAUAAUCCAAUUUUUUGUAUUUAUCCAGAACAUAUUAUAAUAAUUAUUGUUACAUUUAUUGUAUUUAUUUUAGCUUUAAUUGUAAUAGGAUAUAUACUUUAUAGAUCAAGAUCAAUAUUACAAGAAAAAAAUUUUUUUACGUAA